CAAACUUUUGAUUGUAAGAAGUAGUAGUUAAAAAUAAAUUGGGGAUACCUCAUUCAGAUUGGAUGAUUCCAUUGGUUCAAACAAAAUGGCGCCCGAAGUUUUCGAAUUUUUCAGGUCGGUUGUGAAAAUGAUGUAAAAUGUCUGCCCCGGUGACGUCGUUGGUUUCUCCGGGCGCCCUGAUCAGCCCCGAGUGGUACAAGACGCCGGAGGGACGCGAGUACCUCGCCGGGAUUCUCAGGAGGAACAGGCGCCGGAUUUUCGGUCUGUUGGAGCGUCCCAGCCUGUCUCCCCAGCAGGACCCAGAGAUGGUCUCCUAUAAGAUCUACCUGGCUGGGAAGUCAGGCGUCGGCAAGACGGCAACAGUCGCCAAACUGGCGGGGAUAGAAGUCCCACCUACACACCAGGAGACACCUGGUAUCCAGACUACAGUCCUGUACUGGCCAGCCAAGCUGGUACAGAGAGAAAAGGUCAUCAUGUUCAAACUGCACUUCUGGGAUGCCGGGGAGCAGGCUCUCAAGAAGUUUGACCACAUUUUACCUGCGUGUAAAGACAAGGUGGAUGCUGUACUGUUCCUUUUCUCCUUCACCGACCGCUCCAGUUUUGAGGACCUGCCCCACCUCAUGUCCCGCGUAGUGGAAUCUUCCGAGUCCAUUCUCAGGCUGGUGGUCGGGACAAAAUACGACCAGACGUUACAUAACGAGGUGCCCACGCGGGAUAUCCGUGAGUUUGAGCAUCGCUGGAAGGUCCCGGUGCUGAUGAUCCGUAACGUGGACGGACCGCGGACGCCUGACGGGAAAGCUCUGGACGGCCGGGCAGGGAUCAUGGAGGUGGCCCAGUUCUUGAAUAGUAUCUGUGAACACUUGUGGAGACACGACCAGAUAGCAGCGGGGAUCUACCGACCUCCAGACUACACAGGGGAACCCAAGAUAUCCUUCAUCUAACUGUUAUAUCAUUAGAAAAAUCAUCUGUCACACAACGCUGAAAUAUAUGGCCUCCUGAACACUGCUGCUCAUUGUUCAGGUGUAGGUCUGGGCUUGGUUCGCAGUUAAAUUUGACUCAAAUGUAACUUCUCUUUGGUCGAAUAGAAAAUAUUUGCGCCCCCGAUACAAUCUACAUGUAUAUUGUACGUACAUGUAAGUCUUGUGCUAUCAAAUCGAUAUAUGGUAAUACAUGUACAUACAUGCAAAGUUAUCAAAUGUCAUCACAUGAUUGUAUGUACAGUCUCUGACAAUCACCCAAAAAGUGUGAUAUACUACUAGUAUUGUUAAGUGAUUUGAGUGCAAUUGAUUAUAUUGUUAAUAUCAUUUUCAAUGAUGUAAUUAUAAUUGCAUGUAUUAUCAAGUGAGUUUCAAAUGAACAGGAUUAUAUUUAUUAUGAUUGUAGCCCCUUGCUGGUUGGACAGCCGAACCAUUGAAUAAAUAAGAAUUAUGAUUUCGUGGCUAUGUGUUAACAACUAAAUAAUA
Molecule: messenger RNA, 1463 nt
Organism: Branchiostoma belcheri (Belcher's lancelet)
Lineage: Eukaryota; Metazoa; Chordata; Leptocardii; Amphioxiformes; Branchiostomatidae
Product: REM2- and Rab-like small GTPase 1
Exons: 6
Coding region: 138-941 (267 amino acids)
Molecular function (GO): GTP binding; GTPase activity
Source: RefSeq, a predicted model, not a curated record